AUGGCGUCGCGGUGGCUUCCCGUCGUCAUCUUCCUCUUUGCCGCACUUCCGUUGGCGGCGAGAGCGGGAGUGACCGGCUGGACCGCUUAUGCCGGUGUUGGCACCUUCCAGCCGGGCUCGAAGUACUACGUCAACCUCCAGGGCAACGGAAGCGACGUCACCGUCUUCUGGUCGGGCAACGCCACCGCCGGCGGCUUCCCCGAGGUCACCACAACCGUGCGCGCCUGUCUCGAGAGCAACAACACGUGCGUCGAACGCACCCGCACCUCGGGCGGCGACGCGCCGUGGACGUGGACCCUCGCCGGCCUGAUCCCGGUUGUACGUGGCCUGGCGAACGUGACCGUGGUCGUGAGCGCGGCGAACAACCAGACCGUGACCGGCGGCAGCGACUGGACCUCCGUGUGGGCCGACCUGGGUCGCAACGACGUCGUUGCCCAUCUGUCCUACGACGCCGCUGGCGGCGGCUUUCAUGUGGCCGUCGAGGCCGUGCCGCUCAACUACACCUGCCAGUGGACUGCCGACAUUGUCGAUCCCAACACCAACAAGCCGUCGACACUCGAGUUGCGUGCACCGCUCACCAUCGGCUCGUCGGUUCAGUACCCCGACCCGCAGUGCGUCGUGCCCGAGUUUGACACGCGCCUGCCGGCCGGCACCGCCUUCACCAUGGCGCUCCUGUUCGGUGAAGACGACGUGGUGGUCCCGCCGCCGGCCGUGCCGGUCGUGGGCCGCACCGGCGCCCGGGCCACGGGCCUCACCCUGCCGGCCGACCUCUGCUCGGGCCAGAACGUGAGCGUCGAGGGCUUCUUCUACUUCGGCCCGAACGAAACCGCCACCUACGCGUGCAGCUUCGGCCGGUCGACCUCGGCCUGGCGGGCGCCGGUCUCAGCCACGCUCGUCGUGUGCCCGCUGCCGGGCUUCGCGGACACGGUGACCCACGUCACCGUGUGGCAGUCCCGUGGCCCGGCAACAUCGACCGUGGGCGGCUUCAACAAGACCUUCACCUUCACCCAGACCUGCGGCGGCGGCGGCGGCGGCGGAGGUGGUGGCAAGGGCGAUGAUGACGACGCGUGGCCCUACUGGGCGUGGAUCCUGGUCGGGCUGGGCGCGGUGGCAGGCCUCACGACAGUGAUGGGCCUCGCGGCCCUGGCCUACGUCCAACUGUGCCGCGGCCGGGGCGGCGGCGGCGAGUACGAGCACAUGGCCUACACCGACAACCCGAUCCACUACGGCGGCAGCGAGCUGCCCAUCGACCGUAAGACCUUCAGCGCCUAG
This is a messenger RNA of Acanthamoeba castellanii str. Neff, 1272 nucleotides long. RefSeq lists its product as uncharacterized. The coding region runs from base 1 to 1272 and encodes 423 amino acids. NCBI's taxonomy places the organism in Eukaryota, Discosea, Longamoebia, Acanthamoebidae. The transcript has 2 exons. The record is from RefSeq and is a predicted model, not a curated record.